Striga asiatica is the source of this 2604-nucleotide messenger RNA. NCBI's taxonomy places the organism in Eukaryota, Viridiplantae, Streptophyta, Magnoliopsida, Lamiales, Orobanchaceae. The record is from the annotation of a GenBank genome assembly.
AAAGAUUUUUACCAUCAUUUUUUCCUGCAACUGACAGUUUAGGCGUGCAACAUCUCGUUAGUGAUGACCCGACAUAUCUCCAACCUCAUUCAAGACAACCACCGUCUUCUACAGCUUGGGUGAAUAGAACCGAUCUCUACGCAUCGAUCGAAGCUCUCGCCUCAGUUAACGUCUAUCAAUGGCUCAUUGGAUCUCCUCUAAGCUCAGAGCCGCUGAAACCCUACUCCAACAGAUCGAUCAGCAAGCUGCAGAAUCACUCAAAAAGAAUGAUAAGUUGCCAGCAGGUGAUCAAUUACAUGGUGAAAGUUCACCAAGAACACCUAAUACUAAGCCAUUAAUAAAGGACCAGCUGAAGAAAAAACAUACCGAAAAUGUGGUAAACCAAAGUUCUCUCAACAUUGGUAAACCGAGUUCAAAUGUUAUCAGCAGAAAUAACAGUGUUAUUUAUCGGGAUGAUGAUACACCAUUGUCCACGAACCAAAAUUUAAAGUCAAAUAUGAGUGGAGGACCCUCUGAUGGUGAUUGGACAGAAUUGCUCAGUUUACCGGACAAAAAAGGAGUAUCUGGUGGAGGAAGUUUGAGCCGGAGUAUUAAUCGAGUAUCGGGAAUUCGGACUCUGAAGCAAGAUAAGAAGAACUUGGGAAGUUCUAGUCCAGGAAAGAAUAUCUCUGUGGUUGAUGGGAAGGGUAAAAAAUUAUGGACUAAUGGGGUCUCCAAGAAUUCUAAAAAAACAAAUGUUGAGUUGGAGAAUAGCACCAGUUCAGAUUUUGAUGAGAAGGCAAGUAAUGUUGGGGAUGUAACACCAAGAACAUCAAGUUCCCAGUCGCCAAGUAGUAGUGGUGAAUCGGGUUACAUGAACAGUGGCUCGACACUUGCUGUUGGUAACCCCAAAAUUGAGAACAUGGGGCAAGUUGAAGUCUUGAAUGAUUCUGUGGAUGGAGACAAGGUACAGAAUAAUUCGGACAAUUCCUGGAAAAUUAUGCCAAUUUCUCGUGAAAAUGAGUUGGAUACAAAGGUGGGACUAGAUAAUGGUGAGAGGUUUAAGAGGGAUUCUAGUGCAAGCAAUAGGUCUUUGGGUUCUGUGAAGAAGGCUUCUUCUUCACCAAGUGACGGAGAGUCGUCCAAUACAGAGACAGAUACUUCCUCGUCAUCAGAUUCGGAGAGUGAAAGAGAAAGGGAAGAAAGGAGAAAGAGGAGGCAACAGAUGUUAGCUGAAAGAGCUGCUGCAAAAGCAGCCCAGGCAAUUAUAGAACGUGAGAAUUUGGUUGCUAGAUUGGAAGGGGAGAAACAAAGUUUGGAGAAAAUACUUGAAGAGCGAGCCAAACAGCAAGUAAUGGAGGCUUCUGAGUUACAGUCAACAAUGAUGGAAACCAUGGAAGCAGUCGAGCUGGAGAAGCAGAAACAUAAAAAUACUCGAAUGGAAGCCCUAGCACGAUUAGCAGAACUUGAGAGUGCAAAUGCUGAUCUUACAAGGUCUCUUGCUAAUGUACAGAAGAAUCUUGAAAUGGAGGUUGAUUGUAUUGCUGAGCUUCGUCAACAAAUUCACGUGAAGGAAACAAUUCAUGAAGAAUUGAGAAGGAAAAUAUCAAGCAUGCACGAAAAUGAUGGCAAACCAAGAGUUACAAAAGGUCUUGAAUUUGAACUGGGGAUGCUCAAGGCAGAAUAUUCCUUCAUAAAUGAUAAAGUGGGAAGAAUGCAAGAAAAGGCAAAGACUCUAGAAACAAGCAUCGAGACCACCCAAAGAGAAAUCGAAAACCCAACUGAAGUAGAGACUGAGCUCAAGCGCAGGCUUCGUCAGUUGACUGACCACUUGAUUCAGAAGCAAGCACAGGUUGAAACGCUUUCCUCGGAGAAGGCCAUGCUGCUGCUUAGAAUUGAGGCGGUUUCAAGAAUGCUUGAUGAACACAAGCUUGGUAUUGAUUCAACUGAAUUUCCCAGUGCCUCAUCAAGGGAUGAACGGGAAUCGGGUUCAUGGCGAAUCUUGAAUUCGAACCUGAGCUCUCUAUUUAGUGGGAAAAUGCAAUCAGGACAAAGACAUUUGGGAUCGUUAGUUCGACAACUGGACUCACUUUUUUGCAUGGGUGCUAUGUUUCUUAGAAGGAACUCGACUGCUAGAAAAUGGUCGUUUGUCUACUUGGCUUGCCUUCAUCUCUGGGUAAUGUACAUUCUGAUGUCACAUUCUCAAGUGUCGGAUGAUGGUCGAUCGGGUGCCGUGUUCUCCCUAGAGAAUAUUAAUAACACUGGAAGUGUCUGAUCUCUCUCUCUCUCUCUCCUUUGAAAUUUAUCUCGAUCUAAUAGGUAACGUGAUGUACAGAAGUCACCAUAAUAAGAGCAGAGCAUUAUAUGAACUAUAUUAUCUACAUUGACAUUCCUUGGUGAAAGCAUGAAGGCUAAGAACUUGACGAACUCAAGUCAGGUUGUAGAUCGACACAGUUUUAAGUUAUUGUCGGGAAACAUGGUUUGGAAUAUAGCUCAAAGUUUAAACAGCAAAGUUGACAAUAAAAUUGAUGAAUUUUCAAAUUAGUUUAUCUUCUGUGCUUUGCUUCUUUGCUGUCUCUUAUAUUCCGCGAACAGGCAUGCAUAAAUGACCAGCCCACAGAUUUG